Molecule: messenger RNA, 2999 nt
Organism: Marchantia polymorpha subsp. ruderalis
Lineage: Eukaryota; Viridiplantae; Streptophyta; Marchantiopsida; Marchantiales; Marchantiaceae
Source: the annotation of a GenBank genome assembly
AAACGUCGUGACCUUACAGAGACCGUGUGGAUGGCCGACACCUAAAUACAGGAUCCGAAGACAAGUGGGACAUGUGGUGAAAGAGCUGCAGUCGAAUACAGGUUCAAUCCAUCGAACGUAGAAAUCUCUAGGCAGUGAUGUCUGCCUGAAAGGGGAAGAAAUUGAGAAAUAUGUGGACGUCUAUGGGAAACUAGAUUUCCGUUAUCGAUAAUCAACCAAUUUGUGCUCAAAUUUGUUUUCAAAUUUGUCAGAACCUGUUGACAUUUGACUAACCGAUGCUCAUGUACCGCAGGGUUUAGAAGUCCUUACUGGAAAAUUGAACAAGCACAGCCACAGGUAGAUUAAUGUAUCAGAUGCUAACAAAUUAUCACUGACAGUUUCGAUAUCUCCUACCUUCAUGACUCCUGACUUGACGUUUCUGUUAUUAGAUAUUCUAGAAAGAGCUAGACUGAGAAAUCAUUUAUCAUGGUCCGUAGACUGUGAAAUAAACAAAGGCCAAAUACAACACCUCACGGUAUUGGACAGCAUCUGGCACGAAGAGGUGGACUCCGUGAGUCCAUUUCAUGAUGACUGGUACUUUGGUCUGGGCAUCGGCAAUUUGAUCUCGCUGAGCAAUAUCAUCGAAGAUACGGAGAAGCUCUUAACUUCGAAACCAAAUGUCUAACUCUGGAUGCUGCAUUCAUAUAGUUCUUUGAUUACGACUCGGAUUCUUGCAACUCGAUGACUAACAUGCCGUCAGUAUUGAAACAAAUCAAAAUUCUGAUUUUUUCGACCUGCAGAUGAUGAAAACCAUGUUCUGUUGAGUUGUAUCAUUUCUUCUGAGGUAAGAAGUAUUAGCUUACGCUGGUCAAUUGAGGGUAAGCCACGGUGUUAAGAUUAACUUGCAUCGUCGGGACAGUCAUAUAUGAGACAUGGCACUUACACUUCUUCAAGGCUGGGAACCCCAUUCAAAGCUUGAGAAAAGGCUAGUUCCGGCUUGUUGAAAGUCUAUCUUCCUGCUUAAGAAUUCAUUGAAAAAUAUCAGUGUCACAGCACUUCAUGCAGAUUUCGGUAAGAGGUAAUUCAACAGAUCGAAUUGGAGAUGAUUGGUCUCAUCUACAUUUACAUAUUACCCAGAAACCCAAAUACAAAAGUAUAACUUGACUCUGUCAAUAUGUUACAGUUGCAAACAAAUCAUAGACGAGAGACGCCGAUCACCCGGAUACUAGUGCAAUCAUACAUGAAAUUCUCCUCUGUCUUUGAUUUCAACCCACCGUCUCGUUGCUCAUGUUCGAAAAAAAUUAAAAGUUGUAGCGGAUGAUUCGAUAAUUCUGUAUGUCUUGGAUACUUAAGAGACGUGCCUCAUCGAGCAAGAAGAGGAAGGGGUCAGAUUCUGAAGAUACUUUUGCUCGUGAUUACAAGAAGCGUAAAAAUGGUUCCUUAGCUUCCCCAGGUUCCACAACACAACAAUCAAACAGGGAGAAGGCUGCGGAGGGUUUAACCUCAGUCCAGGGGCCGUUGGGACCCCAACAUCCUUAUCUUUUGGGAGAUCGCCUGAGAAGAGUCCACAGGAUCGACGAUGACCAAGCAUUUUACGAUCGAUACCGAGAGGACCAAUUCGGUGACCUCGGUUCUGGAGCAUUUGGUAAAGUGAGCAAAUUCAUGGAUUUGAAGUAUAAGAAGGUAUAUGCAGUCAAAAUAGUGGACAAGAAUCGGGCCUGGGCCGAUAAUCCAGCCCCUUAUUUCAAACUCGCCACGUACUGCGAGGCCGCCUGCUUCAAAGAAAUCCUCCCCAGACAUCGGAGCGUCGUCGACGUCGUAAGAAUCAUCGAGUCUCCGAGAGUUAUAUACUACGUCAUGGAAUGCCUCGCUAAGUUUCAUUUGAAGCACAGCUUUAGAGCAUUCACGUCUGCACAAGCACGUACUUGUUUUCUCAAAAUCCUGCAAGCGGUAGACCAUCUACAUCAACACGGAAUGGUACAUAACGACUUGAAAUGGAGAACAUCUGUCUGAGGCAGGACGACAAGACGGACCCGAUUCUCAUAGACUUCGGCUGCUGUCAGUAUAAUCGCUCAAUGGUAAGGAAGAGGAAUUCUACGUUUGAACAAGACGAGAUUUUCACCGACAUCGAGCUGCGAACCAUGAGCAGUGUGAGCUGGUCGGCUGAUUCCACGAACCUUUGUUACAUUUUGGAAAUGUUCUUAACAGGCCAGCCGAUGCUGCAAAACAUAAUGAGCCCUACACUCGAUCGUUUCCCUCCCAAACCGGGAACGGACCCCGAUGCCCUGGCCUUGCUAGACUAUAUGCGAAAUCCGCGCAACAUGCAGUCCACUACAGUCGAACAAAUUAUGCAACACCCUUGGUUUAUGGAAGAACGAGCUAGAGCAGGACUAGAUCACAUCAUUGACAUUCCUCCCGAGUAUCCGUGAUACAGACGUUUCAACAGGUGUUAAGCUUAGGUUUAUGGGAAUCCUGAGGAUUUGGAAUAUUGUUGCUAUUUAGUCUUCGUUCAAAGGUAUGCACCAUACACUUGUUCUCUCUCGCCUUUGAUGUCAAAGAAACAAUAUAUGGGGGACUUAUUUAUAUUGUACAUGAUAUUUAGACCUACGAUAAACUUUUCAUUUCGUGCAAUAGAGAAAUUCGCUUCAAGUAGGUAGAAAAUUAAAGUCUCAUCGUCUGCAGCCAUAGUAGGAUACGUUUCCUUGGCUUAAAUAGCCAACUUUAUAUCGGUAACUUACUAGUAAAAGCUAAUUGAUAACAUGUGGUUCAGUUACGAUGAAAAUAUGUGUGUAAUGUAUAUAAAGUAUUGUGCAUAUAUCUGUAAAUAAGAAUGGGUGUUCUCAUAGACUUUAACUUUAGUUCUUACCAUAGUGAUUCAAAUGUGUUAAAGUAGAACUAUAUCAUGCAAAAAAAUUUAUGUUUAUGAUAAUUCCACGUAAAUAUUAUUGUUUUUCAUGAGUUAAAUAUUGGGAAUCGGCCAGUUUUCUUCAUAAACAAUGUCUAUGCAAAUGAUAUAUACG